Messenger RNA from Pelodiscus sinensis (Chinese soft-shelled turtle), 907 nucleotides. The record is from RefSeq and is a predicted model, not a curated record. Lineage: Eukaryota; Metazoa; Chordata; Testudines; Trionychidae.
AGUUUUUCUACACACAUGAAACUGAAAAUGCUUCCAUUUGAGAAAAUGUAUGUUGAUGACGUGAUCAGCCGCAUUGAUAGGAUGUUCCCUGAAAUGUCUAUCCAUUUAUCCAGGCCAAAUGGAACCUCAGCAAUGCUUCUGGUUACCUUAGGAAAAGUGCUAAAAGUGAUAGUGGUGAUGCGGAGUCUCUUCAUUGACCGGACAAUAGUAAAAGGAUAUAAUGAAAAUGUAUACACUGAAGAUGGCAAGGUUGACAUAUGGUCCAAAUCCAAUUAUCAGGUUUUUCAGAAGGUGACAGAUCAUGCAACCACUGCUUUAUUGCAUUAUCAGCUCCCCCAGAUGCCAGAUGUGGUGGUCAGAUCCUUCAUGACUUGGUUAAGAAGUUACAUAAAGCUGUUCCAGGCUCCAUGCCAACGCUGUGGAAAGUUUUUGCAGGAUGGCCUUCCACCCACGUGGAGAGAUUUCCGAACACUUGAAGCUUUUCAUGACACCUGCAGGCAGUAGUAGCAUAACCCAGUCACUGACCUUGCAAAAUGGAAAGUGGAUGGGACGUAUGGACAAAAUGGGGCUUCCGAUGAGCUCUGUAGAAUCUUGAUGGUUCUUUGGUUGAUUCCCUUUCUGAACAUAAAUAUACUCAUUUCCUUCCUUUACUGAAGCUUUCUUAUCGAAUAGUAAAUCAGCACAAUUCAUUUGGCCAGUAAAAAGAAGAUUCUGCCCAUUGUACUGAUGAGACUUUUUUUUAAAUACUUUAUCUAAUGCACAAGAAAAAAAGGUGAGGGAAGCUAUUGCUAAAGGCAGAUCAUAUAUGGUCUGUUGGGGCAUUUCUGCUGAAGUCAUUAUAUAAUGUACAUUUUGCUACAAAAUUCACAAUGGAGGAGAACUUAUUUUUGAGAACUGUAAAUUAUUU